UGGUCGAGCCUCCCAGCCGCUGACGUCAGACAGGCUCUCUUGUGUAUGUGUCCGCGCGCAAGAGCAUCCAUUCUGCAUCCUAAAAGCGCUCUGGAGACACCGAAGGACCAAAAGAAAAGAGAGAUGCAAACGACGCCAGGUGAGAGUUUGGCGCAACUUUGAUGAAGACAAGAGCGCGGAGAGACUAUUCUUAUUUCAACCGGAGCCGAGAGCCGCGCCACGAGCCAUCUCCUAAUCCCCAAUCCUUUGGUUUGGAUCUUUCAAGAGAAGAGAGCAAAUCUGUUCAAAGGCAAAGGACGAACUCGUGUUAAUAAGGUUGCGUUUGUGUUACCGUUGACCAACCAUGAUCCUGAACGCCUCAGACCUGGGCUGGGAUGAGUCCUCGGGUUUGGAGCCCUUGUUCCCUCUGGACCAGCUGGAGAGUUCGUCCCCACCUGAGUUACCAGCUCUGUCAGUGUGGGGCGUGGCCCUCUGCGUUUCAGGAACCCUCAUCGCCGCAGAGAACGCAAUCGUGGUCACCACCAUAUUGGCCACCCCCUCUCUUCGCGCCCCCGUGUUCUUGCUGCUGGCUAGCCUCGGCUUGGCUGACCUCCUGGCAGGCGUGGCGUUGAUCCUGCACUUUCUCUUCCAGUUCUGCGUGAGGCCCAGCGAUUGGUCCGAAUUGCUGACCUCGGGACUGUUGGUGACAUCUCUGACUGCCUCGCUCUGUAGCCUUAUGGGUGUUGCCCUGGACAGGUAUCUGUCUCUGAGCCAGGCCCUCACCUACGGCUCCAGCCAAUCACGUCACAGAGCCGCCAUCCUCCUGUUGCUCGUCUGGGUGGGGGCUUGUGUUAUCGGGGCAGGGCCGGCGAUGGGGUGGCACUGUCUCCAGGAGCAAAGCUCCUGUUCUGUGGCACGACCUUUGACCCGGACAUAUCUGUCACUGCUGUGCGGUGGCUUCUUAGUCGUUGUCAUCGUAACCCUGCAAUUGUACGCCGGGAUCUGCCGUGUGGCUCGUCGACAUGCCCACGCCAUCGCCACCCAAAGGCACUUCCUCCCCUCCAACCAGCCAUAUGCAAGUAAAAACACUAGCGGGAAGGGGUUCUCCCGGCUGAUCCUGAUCCUCAGCGUGUUCGUGGGCUGCUGGAUGCCUUUCUCCCUCUGGGGGCUGCUGGGGGACGCGUCCAGCCCUCCUCUGUACACCUACGCCACCUUGGUGCCAGCGGCCGGCAGCUCACUGCUCAACCCCAUCCUCUACAGCCUGAGAAACAAAGACAUUCGCAAGGUGCUGCUCCACGCCUGCUGCCCACACAGAUUCUCGCAGAACGCACACAUACACUACCCGGUUGACGUGUAAGGCUGCCAAAUCUCAGCAGACUCAAACCGACAACCCGCAAUCUAUGCCAGACAUAUCACCGUCUGUGUGCCAAGAUACACACACACAUAGCUGCACUGUCAUCCAUCUCCAGAACGUGAAGUCUCAAACACACACACACACACACAUACUCCCACACACACGGAAGCAGCACUUUUCAGAGACGAAGUCCUUCUGCAUAUCAGAAUGUACUGAACUGUCCUGGCUGGCAGCCAUCUUGAGUCUAAAGACUAAAUGUACGGUCCUGUGUGUACUUUGUGCCUCAUCCUCAGUCAAUUGUAGCUCCUGGGUCCCCAGAAUAAAACAAUCAAAGGGACGCAAUCCAACUCCUAAGAAGUGGACUUAAUAAAGAGACGCGAGGACGUGUCUCCAACAGAAGCCUGUGGCAGAGCAAUGGCAUGUGUGAUCCAAAGGCCAGUUUUAUUUACUUGAAUGUCUAGAAGCCAAAACGUUCUAGAUCUGUGAGAUUUUGCACACGCUGUUCAAGGCACUUUUAAAGAUACCGUCUAUAUGUUUGUGUUGCACAACUUUUUUGAAAUGAAUGUUUUAUACUGAUGAAUAAUAAAUGUUUUUUUCUACUGGA
Messenger RNA from Mugil cephalus (flathead mullet), 1937 nucleotides. RefSeq names its product G protein-coupled receptor 3 (gene gpr3). Gene Ontology annotation, cellular component: membrane. The transcript is spliced from 2 exons. The record is from RefSeq and is a predicted model, not a curated record. Lineage: Eukaryota; Metazoa; Chordata; Actinopteri; Mugiliformes; Mugilidae. The coding region runs from base 344 to 1336 and encodes 330 amino acids. Gene Ontology annotation, molecular function: G protein-coupled receptor activity. Gene Ontology annotation, biological process: G protein-coupled receptor signaling pathway.